UCCAUGAAUUACAGUGGAAUCUGAGAAAGGUGGUGUGUGAGUGACUACAAUUUGAUAGACUACAAAGAGAGUGACUGAGUGAGAGAUGAGCGGGCAAGGCAAGGUGGCUUGCGUGACUGGAGCUUCUGGGUACAUAGCCUCAUGGCUGGUGAAGCUCCUGCUCCAACGCGGUUACAUCGUCAAAGCCACAGUUCGAGACCCAAAUGAUCCAAAGAAGACAGAACACUUGCUUGCACUUGAAGGUGCUAAAGAAAGGCUUCAUUUGUUCAAAGCAAACUUACUUUAAGAAUGAUCCUUUGAUUCUGUGGUUGAUGGAUGUGAUGGAGUAUUUCAUACAGCAUCUCCAGUGGUACUGAUUGUUGAUGACCCCCAGGCACAACUAAUUGACCCAGCACUGAAAGGAACAAUGAAUGUUCUAAGAUCUUGUGCCAAAGUUCCAUCUGUCAAAAGAGUGGUUGUAACAUCAUCUAUGGCUUCAGUCCCAUUCAAUGGGAAACCUCUAGCUCCUGAUGUGCUAGUUGAUGAGAGUUGGUUUUCAGAUCCAGUUUUCUGUGAGAAAUCAAAGCUAUGGUAUAUGCCUUCAAAGACACUAGCUGAGGAAGCUGCUUGGAAGUUUGCAAAAGAGAAUGGGAUUGACAUGGUUACAAUACAUCCAGGGUGGGUGAUUGGUUCUCUCUUACAGUCUACUCUUAAUCUAAGUGUGGAGGAAGUUCUGAAGCUACUAAAAGGAGAUACAUUUCCCAAUAAAACUCAUCAAUGGGUUGAUGUUAGAGAUGUUGCCAUGGCACAUAUUCAAGCAUAUGAGCUUCCAGCAGCUAGUGGCAGAUACUGUUUAGUAGGGAGCGUUUUGCACUGUUCUGAGACAAUGAAGAUUUUGUACAAGCUCUACCCUGCUUUAAACCUACCUGAGAAGCAAGAUGUGCAGACAACAAAACUUAUGAACCGAACUAUAUGGUGUCCCAGGAGAAAACUAAAAGUUUGGGCAUCAACUUCACUCUGGAGGUGAGCCUGAAGGACACUGUGGAAAGCUUGAGGCAGAAGAACUUUGUCGAUUUCUGACAUGCGGUAUGGCCAUGCAAAUUAGUGUGUUGGAGACAUAUAUCUUCUUAUAUGUUCAUUGUAACCUAUUCCAAGGACAUGCCUAGAUGAACCGUCUAGUUUCAACUUAUGUUUGUGGACUAUGCAAAGCCCAGAUGAACCCAGAAAUUGAUUGAUCAUGAUUUUAGCAGUUGAUUGGCAUUGAAA
Messenger RNA from Vitis riparia (riverbank grape), 1245 nucleotides. RefSeq names its product cinnamoyl-CoA reductase 1-like. The transcript has 6 exons. The record is from RefSeq and is a predicted model, not a curated record. Gene Ontology annotation, molecular function: oxidoreductase activity, acting on the CH-OH group of donors, NAD or NADP as acceptor. Lineage: Eukaryota; Viridiplantae; Streptophyta; Magnoliopsida; Vitales; Vitaceae.